GUUGCUGUUGCGCUCUCUCAUGCUGCAAUUUUAGAAGAGUCAAUGAGGGCAAGGGAUCUUCUCGUGGAGCAGAACAUUGCCCUUGACUUGGCAAGAAGAGAAGCCGAGACAGCUGUACGUGCUCGUAAUGAUUUCUUGGCUGUUAUGAACCAUGAGAUGAGAACUCCCAUGCAUGCAAUUAUAGCACUCUCUUCGUUGUUACAAGAAACAAAGUUGAGCCCCGAACAGCGUCUCAUGGUAGAAACAAUUCUAAAGAGCAGCAACCUUCUGGCAACUCUCAUCAAUGAUGUCUUGGAUCUUUCAAGACUAGAGGACGGUAGCCUUCAACUUGAGAUAGCCACGUUUAACCUUCAUGCACUUUUCCUGGAGGUCCAGAAUUUGAUCAAGCCGAUUGCGUCGGUUAAAAAGCUGUCUGUCAAUCUGAAUUUGUCUUUAGAUUUACCUGAGUUUGCUAUUGGUGAUGAAAAGCGGCUCAUGCAAGUGCUUUUGAAUGUUAUUGGCAAUGCUGUAAAGUUCUCCAAAGAAGGCAGUAUAUCGAUUUCUGCAUUCGUCGCUAAAUCUGAAUUUUUAAGAGAUCCUCAAGCUCCUGACUUCUUCCCGGUGCUAACUGAAAAUAACUUUUAUUUACGUGUACAGGUUAAAGAUAUGGGAGUGGGAAUUAACCCUCUGGAAAUUCCCAAGAUCUUUAGCAAGUUUGCUCAAAACCAAACAUUGACCCCAACUAAAAACUCUGGUGGUUCUGGGCUUGGCCUUGCCAUUUGUAAGAGGUUUGUCAAUAUAAUGGAAGGACAAAUAUGGAUGGAAAGUGAAGGUGUUGGAAAGGGAGCUACUGCUAUUUUUAUUGUCAAACUUGGAAUUCCUGGACUCUCAAAUGAACUAAAACCCUCCUUUGGUCAAAAGCACCCACCCAAUCAUGCCCAUACAAUCUUUUCAGGGCUCAAAGUCUUGCUUAUGGAUGAUAAUAGUAUGAGCAGGACAGUGACCAAGGGACUACUGUCGCACCUCGGCUUUGAUGUAACAACUGUCUAUUCUGGAGAUGAAUGCUUGAGAGUUGUUAACCAUGAGCACAAGAUAGCAAUCAUAGACAUGUCCAUGGCAGGCAUAGGUGGAUAUGAGCUACUUUCUAAUCAGAUACAUGAGAAGUUUUCAAGACGCCAAGAGAGGCCAUUCAUUGUUGGCCUAAUAGGAACUACAGACCGAGUGAUAAAAGAACGAUGCUUGAGGGCGGGUAUGGAUGGAGUAAUACUCAAACCUGUUUCUGUGGAGAAAAUGAGAAAUGUUUUAACUGCGCUUUUUGAGCAUGGGGUUGUACUUGACAUGCAGUAGGAUAGGAGGAAGUUGUACUUCAAGGAUAUACUUUGGCAAUGAUAUGAAUGCACCUUGGAGGUGUGUAUAUACAAUUCAGCAUUCCGGCAAUCUGGAGAAGUUUGUGGAUCCAACUGUUUACAACGGGAGAAACUAUCUUGGGUGGAGAAACUAAAGACCCUUUUGAUUUGCAGAGAAGCAAGAUUUUUUUUCAAGUUAUUCUUGGAAGUGUUUGAAUCUACUAUCUUGGAUCACCUUCUCUUAGAAACCAAGAGUCCAUGACACCUUUAAUUUGUAGAUGAUGAUGCACAUAUCUUGGGAAGUAGCAUUUUCCCGUUUCCGGAACGUAAACGGAAACUCCUACUUUCUAGGUUCAAGUUAGGAAAAAAAUUGACAUUACCAUGUGUUGUUUUUCACGGUCCCCGUUUUUGUUUUCCUACAAUAUAGGCUUCAGAAAUGCUUUAAGAAGUCAUAAGUUAAUGUGCAAUUGUGCAUCAGUGCAUGCAUUUUUCUUCUAUGAAUGACACAUUUGCUCAUUCUUAUUUACCUUGUACCACAUAUAUGUACAAUAUGACAUUAAUUGAUUGUGUAUGGCGUGUCAAUGUGUCAUAGUGAAUUUUCAC
Messenger RNA from Cuscuta europaea, 1928 nucleotides. The record is from the annotation of a GenBank genome assembly. Lineage: Eukaryota; Viridiplantae; Streptophyta; Magnoliopsida; Solanales; Convolvulaceae.